AAAACCAGCCUGUUAUAGAGCUGUGAGUGAACCCCAAACCAAACCAAACACUUUCAUUUCCUUCUCUUCUCUUAAAACUCACAAACCUCAAACCUUUCUUCUUCAUAUUUUCUCUUUCUCUUUCUUUCUUCUCUUUUCCAAGAAAAGAAAAGAAAAGAGAGCAUUUUCUCUACCAUGAGUUCUAUAGUGGAAACGUUUCAAAAGCGAAGUAGUAAUUUCCUUCCGGUCUCACAAUCUACAGACCCAAAAGAGCAAGGUCAGAUCCGACGAAGACUAUCAUCUCUUUCACUCAACAUUAAGCCCUCAAUUUCAUCAUCUGAAGCUGCUUCAUGGGCUAUGCGUAGAACCAAGUCAGUCUCCUCCAUGGGUGAAUAUGCAGGUAGCUCCAUUAAGAAAUGGUGGGAUUGGGCCUGGGCCUGGGCCUUAUCAAGAAAGCCCACUUUCGCUAGCGAUCUGGAAAUGAACGAGGAAGAGACUAAGCUACUUGGGUCUCAUAACAGAGGAAGCUUAAGACAUGUCUUUUAUAAAGUUAGGUCUGAGAUAAGAAAGCUUUUGGGAUCAGAACGAGUGGGUUUGCCUCAAACUUGUAAGUACGAUUCAUUCAAUUACAAAAAGAAUUUCGAUCAAGGGAACAGAACCCACUUGUAGUUUCAUCAAAUGGAGAAUACCCAGAUCCUGAAUUUUAAUGAAAAAGACAAGAAAUUGUAAUAAUGUUUUGAUGAGAUUCAAAUCAAAGAUUGAUUUUUUAUUUUUAUUUUAUUUUAUUAUUGUUAUUGUUAUUUGUUAAUGUAACUAGCUAGAUUGUUUUUAUAUGUUAUGUGAGAUUGUUUUGAUAAUUACUACACAAGAUCUAUUGUUCCCUUACUCUUUUGGAAAAAAGUGAAAAUUUCAAGCCAUGGAAAA
This is a messenger RNA of Cannabis sativa, 903 nucleotides long. RefSeq lists its product as uncharacterized. The coding region runs from base 175 to 648 and encodes 157 amino acids. The record is from RefSeq and is a predicted model, not a curated record. Lineage: Eukaryota; Viridiplantae; Streptophyta; Magnoliopsida; Rosales; Cannabaceae. The transcript has a single exon.